GUCCCUGACCCCCCCAUGCCCCCGGGAGCCGGGCCGCACCUUGAGCGUCACAUCGCAGAGCUUUCCCUGCCGCCGGAUCUCGCCCAUCACUCCAUAGCCGCGGCUGGGCAGGUCUCCCACCGAGAAAUGCACCAGAUCCUCGGGAUCCAGCUCCGGGUCCGCCGCCGCCGCCGCUUCCAGCAUCGUCCCGGCCACUCCCGUGCCGCCGUCGUCCCGCUUCGCCCCCGCCGCGCGCUGGCCCCGCCCGGCCGCCGUAUGCGGGGCCACUUCCGGGAGAGACCGGAAGUUACCGUUGCCAUAGAACAUCCGGAAGUGGACGCUGCCAUGGCGACCCCGGACUCCACACCGGGCCCUUCUGUGCAGGGGUCGCAGGAGACAACUGAGCACGGGGGGCUUAAGUGGCCGGAAGAGAGUCAAGGUUCUGCAUCCAAAUCAGAGACCGAACAAACGGAACAAGAGAAGAAGCAGGAUCAGGACCAAGACCAAAAGAAGGAGAAAGAGCAGGGGAAGGAGAAGGAUGAGGACCAGGAAAGCAUCAUUUCCUCACUGCUCUCUGACGGGCUCCCCGAGAGCGAUACCUCCAGAGAACCAAAGCGAGUCCAGGUGUUCGUGCGAAUCAAGCCAUCAGCUAAUUUUCCCCAAGAUAUGAUCAAGCUUGGGUCAGACAACAAGAGCAUCUUUAUCUCCAUCCAAAAGAGUCCCAGGGGAGGAGCUGUGAAUAACACUCAGACUGACUGGUCCUUCAAGCUGGAUGGGCUCCUGCACAACGCUUCCCAGGAACAGGUCUAUGAGACUGUGGCAAAGAAACUGGUGGCCAAGGCUUUGCAGGGCUACAAUGGCACCAUCAUGUGCUAUGGGCAAACUGGGGCUGGCAAAACCUACACCAUGACUGGAGCAACCUCUCAUUACAAGCAGCGAGGGAUCAUCCCCAGAGCUAUCCAGCAGAUCUUCAAAGCAGCCACAGAAUUCCUCAAUAUCCUGGUCACCGUCCGGAUUUCCUACCUGGAGAUCUACAACGAGGUCCUGUUUGACCUGCUGGCACCAGGGCUGGGCCGAGGGAUCAAGGACUCCCAGCUGGCUGUCCUGGACGGCCCCCAGGGUGUUUAUGUCAAGGGUCUCUCCAUCCACCCAGUCAGCCACGAGGAGGAGGCUCUGCAUCUCCUCUUUGAGGGUGAGACCAACAGAGUGAUAGCAGAGCACACCCUCAAUAAGAAUUCCUCAAGAUCCCACUGCAUCUUCACCAUGUACAUUGAGUGUCGUUCCAGAGAUUACACAAAUCUCAAAUGCCUUAAAUCCAAACUCACCUUAAUUGACCUGGCAGGAUCUGAGAGACUGAGCAAGACCGGGUCUGAAGGCCUGGGCCGGGUAGAAGCCGCCUACAUCAACAAAUCCCUGUCGUUCCUGGAGCAGCUCGUCAUCGCCCUGGCUGAUCCCAAGCGGGAGCACAUUCCCUUCCGGCAGAGCAAACUCACCCAUGUCCUCAGGGACUCACUGGGGGGAAACUGCAACACUGUCCUGGUGACAAACGUCUCUGGGGAACCUACACAUCUGGAAGAGACUCUGUCUUCCCUUCGCUUUGCCACCAGGAUGAACUGGGUGACAGCAGAGCCUGUCCCCAACGGAGUCUUUUACCGGGAGGUGUCAGUAAAGGCUUUGGAGGAGGAGAUCCAUCUCCUGAAGCAGGAGCUGAUCAUGCAGGACUGCUUGGCAAAUCGUUCCAUCCCAACUUACACCCCUCUGACUGCAGCCCAGAGAGGAGAAAUCAGAUCUCAAGUGCAGGAAUACCUCCGAGGAACCAUUGAGGAAAUCGAUAUUGUGAAUGUCAGGCAGAUCCAGGAGGUGUUUAGACAGUUCAAGGUGAUUGUAAGCCAACAGGAGGAGAAGGUGGAGCACAGGCUUCGGAGCAAGUACAGGCGGAGACGCAGAGAUGGCCUCGAGUCUGAGUCUGACUCYGAGUCGGAGUCGGACUCUGAGCCCAGCUCUGAUCUGCAGCUUGAGGGUGACGAGGAGGAGCUCCUGACAAUGGCAAGUGACAUUGAUAUGGAUGAGGAUUUGGACGAGGAAGGGGAUGGAGARACUCUUGGGACUGGAAGUCCUUCUGCAACCCCCAUUCCUAGUGGGAAGAAGGAAGCCAGGAAGGGCGAGGAACACCUCAUGAAGGAACCAAGUGGGAGCUCUCUUCCUGAUGGUCAGGAUGACCAUUCUUCACUGCCAAAAAGGCCCACCAAGGAUCUGGAUCAGGAAGGGAGAAGAAAGGAGCAGGACGGUGCAGCCUCCUCAAUCCCACAUCCAAAGAAGGGCUCCCGCAAGUCCAGGCCCCACCCAUCCCAACAAGAGGCCUUUGAGCUGUUUAAGAAAGAGCCUGGAAAGGAGAUCCAGCGGAUCUUCAGGGAGAACAAGAGAAUCCUCCUGGACAGGAAGCAGAGAUGCAAGUUCAUAAUACAGAGGAUCAACCAUUGCAAGCGGGAGAUGGAGAGAAUCCAYGAGACUCUGGAGGCUCAGAAGCGGAAGCGGAUACAGGAGGGACAAUUCACAGACGAGGAAGGACGGGUGAUCCUCGAUGAGGAUGAGUUUGCCCUCAUCUUGAGGCUGAAGAAGCUGAAGGAGGAGCACAGGAUUUGCUUUGCUGAGCUGCGGGACCUGAAGGUGGAGAUCCAGUACUGCCAGAAGCUCGUGGAUAAGAGCCGAAAAAAGCUCAUCUCAGAAUUCCAGAUCUGGUACAACGAAUCCUUCCUUAUCCCUAAACAUGUGCAGGAAGCUCUGAAGCCCGGUGGGAACAUCAGACCUGGAAUGAUUCCCAUAAACAGAGUCACGCGCCUGGAGGAAGACGAACAGGAAAAGUUUGARCGGAUGCAGGAGACAAAGCUGCUGGAGGGCCCGGGCUCCGUAUCCUUCUACAGGGCCAGGAUGAAGAUAGAUCAAAAGCAAACCUUCAAAAGGACCUUAGCAUCCCUCCGGAAAAUGCGCAGGAAGCCYGGUCUGGUCACAUCUGCUGGGAAGAAGAAACCCCUGUCCUUCCUGCCCAUGAAAUAG
Malurus melanocephalus (red-backed fairy wren) is the source of this 3033-nucleotide messenger RNA. It is a transcript of the gene KIF9, whose product is annotated as kinesin family member 9. Gene Ontology annotation, biological process: microtubule-based movement. Gene Ontology annotation, molecular function: microtubule motor activity; ATP binding; microtubule binding. Bases 16 to 3033 code for a protein of 1005 amino acids. Lineage: Eukaryota; Metazoa; Chordata; Aves; Passeriformes; Maluridae. The record is from RefSeq and is a predicted model, not a curated record. The transcript is spliced from 23 exons.